AUGUGGUACCAAGGGGCGAUAAGUGGUGUCACAGUGGUCAACACUAGCGUCGAUGGUUUUCACAUCGAGGCUUUUACUUUGGACAAGAAUGGCUUUAUAUAUAUAUCCGGUCAUCAAAAUCAUGCAGUGGUACGCUAUCCUCCAAAUUCCAAUAUUGGCACUACUGUUGCCGGACAACUGGGUAUCAGCUCAGCAGCACUCGACAGUCUUAAUGAUCCCUUAGGCGUGACGCUCGAUGAUGAUUUAAAUCUUUACAUUGCUGAUAGAUACAAUCAAAGAGUUAUGAAAUGGGCUCCAAAUGCAAUAGUCGGUACCAAAGUCAUUGCAGCCGCGUCCACUGUCAGACUCUAUGGAAUUUUACUGUCGCUUUAUUCACCGGAUGAAGUCUAUGUUAGCUCUGAAGAUAGAGAUUCUGUUUAUUUAUGGAGUUUUAAUACAUCAUUACCGAAAAUAACUCUUACUCAAAGUACAAGAGAUCGUAGAGCUUUAAUACAGGUUUAUGCUACUGUUGGUAUUCUUACAGUCGAACGUAUUGACAUGCUCAAAUGGCUUGAAGAUAGCUGGGAAGGUUAA
Messenger RNA from Rotaria sp. Silwood2, 573 nucleotides. NCBI's taxonomy places the organism in Eukaryota, Metazoa, Rotifera, Eurotatoria, Philodinida, Philodinidae. The record is from the annotation of a GenBank genome assembly.